AUGUCCCGCAACAAUAAAUCAUCUCACUCACCUGAUGUUCACGAGCAGGCCUCGACAAACUACAAGGAAGCCUUCUCCCUCUUUGACAAGCGCGGCAGCGGCCGUGUCGCCCUCGAGUCCCUCGGUGACCUUCUCCGUGCCUGCGGGCAGAACCCGACCCUUUCUGAACUUGCCGAUCUCGAGAAGAGUGUUGGCGGCGACUUCGAUUUCGAGUCGUUCCUGAAGGUCCUUAACCGCCCUGGUGGAUUCCGUGAGCCUGGCGAUCCCGAGGAGUAUUGUCGCGGGUUCCAGGUCUUUGAUAAGGAUAUGACGGGUGUUAUUGGUGUUGGGCAGUUGCGCUACAUCCUUACAAACUUGGGCGAGAAAAUGACCGAUGACGAGGUUGAUGAGCUGCUCAAGGCCGUCGAUACCAGCAGCGGGGAGAUCAACUACACCGAUCUCGUUCGCACCAUCCUGGCCAACUAA
Molecule: messenger RNA, 465 nt
Organism: Aspergillus puulaauensis
Lineage: Eukaryota; Fungi; Ascomycota; Eurotiomycetes; Eurotiales; Aspergillaceae
Product: putative cytokinesis EF-hand protein Cdc4
Exons: 4
Coding region: 1-465 (154 amino acids)
Biological process (GO): mitotic actomyosin contractile ring assembly
Cellular component (GO): myosin II complex
Molecular function (GO): calcium ion binding
Source: RefSeq, a predicted model, not a curated record